This is a messenger RNA of Phytomonas sp. Hart1, 2133 nucleotides long. NCBI's taxonomy places the organism in Eukaryota, Euglenozoa, Kinetoplastea, Trypanosomatida, Trypanosomatidae. The record is from the annotation of a GenBank genome assembly.
AUGGAGUUAUCAUGUCGUCUUACGUUUUGUGAAGCCCAAGCUUAUGUUGACGUCCAAUUUUGGCAAAGGUUGAGGCAUCUCAAAUUGUCUGAGUGGAAGUUGAGUGACCAAGUGGUGCAUAUUCAUGGAACACUUCGAACCGAUAUUUCGGCAAAUGCUUGUGUUGAUGAUUGUUCAAUGGUAUGUUUCAGUCAGGAUGCUUUUAAUGAUGAAGAAGCGUAUCUUUCUUCGACAUCACAAAGUAGUUUUGUUAGUGUUCGGUUUCCUGGGUGUUUAAAAAACUUUAAUUUCCUUACGGAACUACUUGAUCUCGACACAAAAGCAAGCCUUAAUGAUAUGCUUUGCUCCGAAUUACUUAUUCCUCUUCUUUGCACUGAAUACACCUCGCUCCAGGAAGAGGAGGAAGCAUGGCGUGCGGCCAAAUACACGCCGUUUGUGAUGUUUACUUAUGUUGAUGCGAAGUCUUACCUUUUCUACCACCGAGAGGCCUUUCCGUCCUUUGCCCUUAAUAGUCCAAUCGAAAUAUCAUCUUCCCAUACAGGAGGAGGGAAUGAUUUUAUUUCUGAGAAAGCCGCUGAAGAAAUCUUUGAGUAUGGGCGAUGCCUCCUUUUGGAAAAGCCUUAUAGUUGCAAUCCUUUUAUUUCCAUUUUAGACGACAGAGAACAUGUCCUGUUUCAUGCGUUUACCCCUCAAAAUUUCUCAAAACUUAAAGAUGAGGGUAAAAUACCCGUUGUUUGUUUUUUUAAUUUUUCUCCCGCACCGACCACUGCUUCCUGGGCAACACGAAAUAUUAUCUUGUGUUUGCGGCUGGCACUACCAUCCACGACAUCGUUUUCAUUCUUAGCCUUACGCCCUGGUGGGGUGGCUAGUAUCUGGCACGUAGAAUGCACCUGUAAGCCUCUGUGCGCCUUGUCUGUAACUGCCGCUUUGAGUACCAUACGGAAUCGUCGUUCCGACUCUGGAUUCCACGAUGAAGCCCCAAGACAAGCCAACCAUUUAGCUCUUCUAAGACCAACUGGAUGGCGAAGGAAAGGGGUGGCAGUAGUAGACCUUAGUACUAUGAUGGACCCCACCCUCCGCGCGGACGCUGAUUCCCUCCUCAACUUGGAGCUCAUGCGUUGGCGCGUUUUGCCAUCACUUGAGCUGUCAUCCCUAGCUGAAUGUAGGGUCCUAUUGCUUGGCAUGGGUACCCUGGGGUGCAAUGUGGCUCGCAACCUGCUUAUGUGGGGUGUGCGGCACCUCACACUAGUGGAUCGCAGUGUUGUUUCUUUCUCCAAUCUUGCACGUCAAUCUUUAUUUUCGGUAUCCGACGCUAGCUCUCGGCGCUCAAAAGUUGAGGCUGCAGCGGAUGCCUUACGUGCUAUUAUUCCCACUGUGGAUGCGCAUCACGUGUUAAUGACUAUACACAUGCCAGGUCACCGAACCGAUCCCACCAAGGAUGCUGAAACCAAGGCCGAAAUUGAAAGACUUGUUCAGUUAAUACAGGAGCACGAUGUAGUUUUUCUUCUGACAGACAGUAGUGAAGCACGGUGGUUGCCAACGGUGAUUGCCGCGGCUUACAGUGUUCCCGUCAUCAACGUCGCCUUGGGCUUCCACCAGUACGUGGUGAUGCGGCAUGGCGUGGGGUCACCGGCCCCCCCCUCCUCCAUCGGGUGCUACUUUUGCAGUAGCGUCGUCGGGCCUCUGGACAGCGUGAGCGGGCGCGCCCUCGACGAGCAGUGCACCGUCACCCGCCCCGGGGUCUCCGCCAUCGCGUCCGCGAUCGCGGUGGAGCUGCUGGCCCAGGUCUAUCAGCAUCCCCGCCGCUUCUACUGCCCCGCCUAUCGAGGGGAUUCCAACCCUGAGGCCAUGCAAGAGAUCCGUUGUCUGGGCGCCAUCCCACACCAGAUUCGUGGUGAUGUAUACCGCUACGGCGUGCGCCUAUUUUCUGCGGAGCGGAGCCCUUAUUGCACCGCAUGCUCAGAACCUAUUUUGCUCACAUACCGAAAUCUGGGCGUUGAUUUCUUACUUCGUUGCGUCAAUGAUCCUGCCCUUAUCGAAGAAGCAAGCGGAGUGAUGGCGUUGAGGGAACAAUGCCAUACAGAAUUAGUGGACAUGGAACUGAUUACUAGUAGUGAAAAUGAAUCACCCUAA